Caenorhabditis auriculariae is the source of this 2296-nucleotide messenger RNA. Lineage: Eukaryota; Metazoa; Nematoda; Chromadorea; Rhabditida; Rhabditidae. The record is from the annotation of a GenBank genome assembly.
AUGAUCGGAAUGUCAACGCGAAAAAAAACGACAGAGGAAGCUGCCUCCAGAGUUCGGCUAAUUUACAUCGUUUUCAUUUUCAACUCAAUCAUAACUUCGGUUGCUUUCGUCUUCUACUCGUUGAACUGGUUCUCGCACAUAAAUAAUUGCGGAUCCAGUGGAACUUCAAUAACUUAUAUCGCAGGUAAAGCCGUUCACCAGUUUCAAAAAAAAACUAUGAUUUAUCUAAUUACAGUCACGGCAGCAUUUUUUUACGGAGUUAUAGCAAUACUCGCAGGAAGCGUUUUUUUCUUUACUUCAACAACAUCCGUACAUUCUAAAGCCCUAAUAGCGUGAGAAUUGAAACCCUGCGCAAUUUUUCAAAGAAGAAAGCAAUAAAUUUAGAUUCACCGUGAUGACAUUCUUAUUCACAUUGACCAUGUUGAUAACGAUGCUAAUAUCACUGACUGCAGAUUUUGAGCCAAGCUGCCUCUCCGACGGCAAUCGGGUAAAAAAUUUUCCCCAAAUAAACGCAUAAAUGAUUCUAACUCAGAUUGAAUUCUUCUACGUAUGGCUCGUAACGGGAGCCACGUUAUUAAUAAACUCCUUGCUACUUCUCAGCGCAAUACUCUGGAGGAACGCACGGAAUAAAAGAGAAGCACCUCAGCUACCAACAUACGAAUCAGCUCUAGCCUUCACGCGCAGUAGCGGGCAAUUAGAAGCGAAAAACGGGAGAAAUUCGGAUUUUUUAUAAAAAUAAAUUCUUUUUUUGACUAUUGUCGAGGGAAACAAUUCGGAUUGAAAAAUAACUUCAGAGAUGCGGUCAUCAAAAAACGUGUAAUAAGGUUCUCUAAAAGGAAAGGUGAUCGGAUUGGUCAUUUCAAUGAUCGCUAAAAGAAAGUUCGAAAUUUCGAAGUGUCAAAGUAUGACCGAUUUAUAGAAUCGCAACCAUUCACGAAAUUACUUCCAAUCGAUGUGAAGUCAUUGUGAAAAGUCCAAAAAUAAAUGACAAUGGAAAACUGAUUAGAGAAAAUAAAGAAGGACUUCAGUGUUAAAAAAUGAAGAAGGAAUUAAGUGUUAAACAUAAAAUCUUUUCCAAGUGACGCGUGAUUUCAAUUUUUCGCCGAAAAUUGAACAAAACGCGUUUGAAAAAAGCAACUAAUAGCCCGUGGAAAACUUUAUAGGCGUCUCAAGUCGGAGAAAUUUUACAAGAACAUGAAAAAUUUUCACAGCGGAUCCCGGAAAAAUUUAUUUAAUAGGCGGUCGCAGAACGCAAAUCGAAUGAUGACCGAGUUUACCAAUUCUCAGUGGAGCACCAUAGAACGUCAUUCUUUUUUUACUUCUAAAUUUAGUUCAAAAAAUUUUUUUCAUUUGACUUUCCUUUGUGAUGCUGCGUGGAUAAUGAUUUCGCGAAGCUCAUAACUGCCGUCAGAAAGUGAAAAAAACCAAAUUUGGGAGAGUCAGAAGUCAUUGAGUAUUUUGCAGAAAAAUACUUUGAACUCGGAAAAAAAGUUCAUAAAAAAAUAAAACCAAACGUUUCCGAAUAAGCCCACCUCUGUUCAAUUUGUGAAACUUUUUUUAUUAGGUACGGUUAUGGAAGAGCGCGAAAGAAUUAAGCUGAACAUCACAGGCACUUCAAGCUGGAAAUUGAGGUUAUACUUUAUUGCAUUUUUUGUAAAAUUUAAAACCUAUAGAUUACAACAGAUACUGCGUCUUCCAGCAACACGGACAAUCCCGGCGAUUGUUACUUCAACAUUAUUGUAUUUGAUUAUUUACAACGGUGCUGUCAGGUAAUUUUUAUUAAAUUGUUUUAUAGAGUAGCACUCUAACGCAUUCUUAAAAAGUUUCACUGUUCACGCAUGUUUGAGAUAGUACUACGGCGGCCGGUGGCCGGUCAAUAUUGCGCAGUCAGUUUCGGAGCCAGGAAAUUUUUUUAAUUUUUCUUUCUUUUUUGCAAUUGGUAAGGGACCUAUUUCUCAAGGUUACAAGGUUAGUUACGUCACAAAAAGUACACAAGAUAUCAUUUUAUUAUUGAAAAACCUAUCCAAACUACCGUAAUACGACCGGCCACCUUAAACAGGCGUGUGUUUGGAUUAUUUCUGUUACAGAUUGUGGAAAGGAGAAGGACACCCCAUUAACCGUUUUAUAUGGCGAAUUCAAAAGAACAAUGGUUCUUUAAAUGGAGAGUUGUUGCGCAAAGAAAAAUUGGUAAUAUAAAUUUAAACGGAACAAAUUAAAUAAUAAUUUUCAGGUACUGGAUUAUCACAAGUCAAGAUUUUACGAUGCUCGAGAUACGCCUCCUGAACUUGGAUACUGA